AGAGGUGGAGUUUAGGGGCGAAACGUAUAUAAAUACGUGUGCUACCUAAUCAGCCUGUGAGUUAGAACUUUAGCUAUUUUUUAUUAUAAUAAUUUUAUAUUUAACCUUUCGUCCCAACGAAGAUGACGACGGCUGUGGUGUCACCAUACUUCGACUUCGGCGACGUUAUUAACAAGAAUAACAAAAUGCUCAACUACAACAACAACAUUCUUGGCACCCCCAACUCCAUGUCCCUCCCAUGCACUGGUGCCAGUCCUUCCAUCUCUCACCCCACUGGGACCCUGCUGGACAGGAAAGCAGUGGGCACCCCAUCAGUAGGAGGGAUGUACCAGCGCAGGCACUCUGUCACAAUACCUAGCUCCAAGUUCAACCAGAACCAGUUCCUCAAGAUGGACCAGCCGCUCCCCACCAGCAGCAACAAGGAGAACCGCUUCCGGGAUCGCUCCUUCUCAGAAACGGGGGAACGCCUCCUGCAGAAGUGCACCGGCAACCCCGGCGGAAGCAGCGGCCCCCAAGUCAACUCCAGCCGCUACAAGACGGAGCUGUGCCGACCCUUCGAGGAGAACGGCACCUGCAAGUACGGCGACAAGUGCCAGUUCGCCCACGGCAUCCACGAGCUGCGCAACCUCAGCCGCCACCCCAAAUACAAAACGGAGCUGUGCCGCACCUUCCACACCAUCGGCUUCUGCCCUUACGGCCCCCGCUGCCACUUCAUCCACAACGCUGACGAGCGCCGGGGGCCUCCUCCCCUCUCGGCCUCCAAUAAGCUGGAGCGUCCACGCCUGCAGCACAGCUACAGCUUCGCGGGCUUCUCCAGUGCCGGCGGCUCGCAGGACAGCCCCACCUCCGUCACCCCGCCUCCCAUCUUCUCCAGCGAAGACCUCGACUGGCCCAGCAACCCUUUCACAUAUUCUAGCCAGGAGUUGGUCAACCUGUUUGGUCCCAGCCUGGGUGCCCCUGCUAGUGCUGAGCCUCCUACUCCAGGUCCCCCUUCACCAUCCACGCCUUACUACUUCAGGCCGUUGUCAGAUUCGCCGCCAUUAUUUGAACCUCCCCCCAGUCCUCCCGAUUCCCUCUCUGACCAGGAAGGUUACCAGAGCAGCUCGGGGAGCCUGAGUGGAUCAGAGUCCCCCAUCUUGGACACCACCCGUCGCCUUCCCAUUUUCAGUAGACUUUCUAUCUCUGAUGACUAAAUCACAUGCACAUGUUUUGAGAUGGAAAGGAAGUAGAUUUUGGCACUCCCCUCUACCUCUAGUCCUUGUUUCUACCUUCCCAGAAUCUUAAACCCUUCCUCCCCACCCCUUUUUUUUUUCUCCUCCCAGCCCUAGAUAUAUAUAUAUAUAUAUACAGAGGAGCAAGGCAGAUUUUGUAUAGUGUUUUAUUGUAUACCUGCAAUAAGAUGAAUGGUCUACGCCAAGUAUUUCUUGUUUUUGAGUCUAUAGUUGAUAACCAGAGAAGGAAUGCUUGCACAUGUACAUACACACCCCCCCCCCACAAAUUUCUAAAGGACAGUCACUAAAUUAAGGGAAGCUUAAUCAUUUAACAAAAGCAAUAAACAUGGAUCUUUUAACCCUUUCUGCCACCAACUAUGUAUCCCUGAUGCCAACUGUUUGUCUUAGUGCCAAACAAAGAAAUGCAUGGAAAGAGAAUGUGAAUGGUGUUAAUAAGGUAUUGGACUGUGACUCUGGCCAGACCCUGACUGCCUCCCUUUCUUCUGACUUGUAGCAGUGCAGCAGGUGUCUUGGCCUGUGGGAAGCUUCUAAUGGCAUCUCCCCCCCCCGGGGGCUGCUGCUUCACGUCCCCUUUCCUGAGGUAGCCAACAUGUAUUAAGGCUGUAGUUCUAACUUCCGAUUUAGUCACUCUUUGCCACAGGAAUGGACAUUUUCAAAGUGCUGGGGCUACCUACAAAGGUUUUGUUGGACUACUGCGUUCUGUAUUUUUGCAUAGCAUUUUAGCCCCCAUACGUGCUUUGCCUUGUAGUGAAUUAGUGGAUGAGGAAAGCCUGCAGGAAGGACUUCGCAGACCAAGACCAGGUCCCAGAAUCAGCCAGGAAAAGACUCCUAUUUUUGGUGCUACGAGCUCAAUUCCCCUCGUCCACAACACAAACAACCUAAAACACACGAUGCCUUUAAAAAAAAUGUUCUGCACUCUCUCAACCUGCCCUUUUUCCCUCCUGUUGCUGGUCACUGGUUGUGUGUAGAAGGAAAACUCGAGGUGUAAUCUGGUAAUGGAGCGCUAACCUAAACUGCAGGUAUGGCCUGCUUCCCCUGUGGAGUCCAUCCCCCUGCAUUCUGAAAUAAGUUCCCAGAGCUGUCCUCUUGUAGAAUCUGCUCCAUGGAGCACUUUGUACCUUUGCCAUUCAGCUUUUUUUCUUGGUUUUGUUUAGCUUUUUUAUUAUUUUAAUAUUGUUACUGUUAUGGUUGUUUUGGAAAACUUUCAGUGGAAGGUUUUGCUUGUCACUGCUUAUUUAACUUAUCAAAAACAUAUUUAUUGCCGAUCAUAUGCAUUUUUUUUGUUAAUUUUGUAUUUAUCUGGAUAAUGAAACGAUAGAAUAUAUUUUCUUUUAUGUUAAAUUAUGAUCUUUCACAUUAAUCUAAAGAUUGUGAAGACGUCAUUUUUUUCCUUUUCACAGUUUAAUAUAUUAUACUGCGACUUGUUUGCAACUACUCUGUUAAAAUGAAACUUAAUUUAAAGCAAAAAAAAAGCAUUUUAUUUAUUGUAGGUUUUUUCCCCCUUCUCUUCCCCUUCCCCUUUCUCCUGAUGUUGGACUGCAAAAUUGGAGGAAAAUUACUGCCACGGUUAUUAUUAUUAUUAUUAUUAUUCCCGGAUUGACCUGACAGGUCUUAGGACUGACUUUCCUUAGACCAGUACAUACGUUUCCUGGAAUUAUUUUUUUUUAAUCUAAAUGGUAUACUCCCUCAGGUUCACCCUGUCAUAACCAGUUGGUAACUAAUAACGUACCAGGGCUAGUCUCCCCAUAUGUUCAAAGUAUGCAAGCUUCUAGUAACUUCUGUUUUAAUGAAGCUGGGAAGUAGCUUGAUGCAGUUCUUUGUACACUUACUUGUAGCAGAAUUCCUUUCAGUAGAAUUGGAGAAGUGGGUAGGUUGAAGGGUUAUACAUGUAUAUGGCCGCUCUUUUGUAAGUAAAGUCUAAAGAUGGUAAUAUAAUGACCAGUUUCUCUAUUGAGGAACCUAUAAGCUUACAAUUAUAAAUUACAAAUGAACUUGAUUCUCCAUUUACUGGUUUGCGUACCUUCGAGGUAUGAUGCAGGCUACAGUGAUUGUAUUCAGAAACGAUGCACACAUGCCAUUUGGUAGGGUUAUGCAAUUCAGAAUGUUCUGUCGGGCCAAGGGGGAAGGGAGAUUAUGCCAUUAAGUGCAUUUCUAAAGCUAGAUGUAUACUAAGUGGAAAGAUGAUUGCCAGUAGGUUAAUUGUCAGAGGCUUUAGCUGUGACAUUAAGGCUUUUUUUUGCCAAGGCAAUAAUCAGUAAGUGUCAAUCCCUUUGGUCGUAGGCCGUAGCUGUGACCAAACCUGUACAUAUCAUGUUAGUUAUAAAUACUACUUUUAGAGUGGGCUUACCCUCACCCCGAAGUUAAGUGCCUCAUACGAAUACAUUCCAGGUAACCAACACAUUUUGCCUUUUCCCAUAGAGAUGUGAGGGAGACAUUAAUUCCGUGUUCUGUUUUUCCUUGUAGCUGAGGAUGGAGAGGUUAACAGGACUGACACAAAGAAAGUGAACUGUUGAAUGUAUUUCUGUUUUACAGCUGUUGCUGUUCACUACAGUAAUUUCUAUGUGUGAGUUUAUACAAGUUUUUUGUAUUGACUGAUUGCAGUUAACCAAUAAACCCCAUAUUUUUGAGAA
Molecule: messenger RNA, 3862 nt
Organism: Brienomyrus brachyistius
Lineage: Eukaryota; Metazoa; Chordata; Actinopteri; Osteoglossiformes; Mormyridae
Gene: zfp36l1a
Product: zinc finger protein 36, C3H type-like 1a
Exons: 2
Coding region: 123-1193 (356 amino acids)
Molecular function (GO): mRNA binding; metal ion binding
Source: RefSeq, a predicted model, not a curated record